AUGAAUCCAAAUAAAUUUCGUGCUUGCCAAUUUUUAAUACGCUACCAUGAAAGACGAAAUGAUAAAAUUAUUGUCUUCUCUGAUAGUAUGUUUGCAUUAGAACUAUAUGCAAAAAACUUAGGCAAACCAUAUAUUUGCGGUAAAACAUCGCAAAGUGAACGUAUUCAAAUUCUACAAAACUUCCUACAUAAUCCAACAAUAAACACAAUUUUUGUGUCAAAAGUGGCUGAUACAUCAUUUGAUUUGCCUGAUGCAAAUGUAUUAAUACAAAUAUCAAGUCAUGAUGGAUCUCGCCGACAAGAAGCACAGCGACUUGGCCGAAUUUUACGAGCUAAAAAAGGCACUAUUGUGGAGGAAUAUAAUGCAUUUUUCUAUUCGCUUGUUUCUCAAGAUACUGUUGAAAUGUAUUAUUCAGAAAAACGACAAAGUUUUCUUAUCAAUCAAGGUUAUUCAUACAAAGUUAUUACGCGAUUAGUUAAUGAAGAUGAAAGUUUAUUUUUUUCAACCCGAGACGAACAACGUCAAUUACUUAAACGAGUUCUUCAAGUAACACGUCGUGGUGAAGAUAAAGACGAAGAAUCUAUAGGACAAGUUGCUGCGUCAUCGUCAUCUGUCGAUCGAAGUGUUGGCACAAUGAAUUCCUUGUCAGGUGCUGACGAAACAACAUAUAUGGAAAAUAAAAAGAAACCAACUGGGCCGGUCUAG
Molecule: messenger RNA, 705 nt
Organism: Rotaria socialis
Lineage: Eukaryota; Metazoa; Rotifera; Eurotatoria; Philodinida; Philodinidae
Source: the annotation of a GenBank genome assembly